GUGAGAAGUCACACACUACAGAGAGACAGACACGCUUGCCAGCAUAGAUGGCAGGCUGCAAACCACUUGGAUCUGGUGAAGAAUGCAGCUUUGUGGAUAAAGAUGAAAUCUGGAAAGUUCAUGUCAAAAUAGAGCUUCAGUCAGCCAAAGCAUGGCCCAAUAAAUGGGGAUUCUUGACCAAGUCCUACAAGGAGAUGCAGGAGGAGAGCAACAAGCUGAAGGACGUUGUCAAAUUGGAGCUUCCCCAACAUCUUAAAACACGACCCCCUACCCCACCUGAGAAAUAUAUCCAAGUGGGACCCUCUCCCCCAGUUCCGCAGACCACCCAGGCUCAGAUUGGCUGGCGCUCGGCAGUGCCCGAGUUGCAGUUGGAGCGCUACGGAAAGGUCCAGUGUGGGAAGAAGAGCUUCCUGAAGGAGCUGGGCUGGGCCUUCGAUGCCUGCAGCUGAAAAAAAAACCUAUUCUGCCAUGACACCUACCUCCUAGGCCUUGGCGAUGCCGUGCAGACUCAAUAUUGAUGACUACUCAAUAUAUGACUUUCCCUUAUCCCCUGCUCUUUUUUGUCUUUGUCCUCCUCGCUUCCUCCUUUUUGUACUCACAUAUUCUUAAAUCCUAUGAAAUUAGCACUUUCAGCAUUUUUUAAAUAUUGAUAAAUUCUCACUAAUCAAUACAAAAUACUAUUAAUCAAUAUAAUACUAUUAAUCUGCUCUUAUUUACUUCUCUCUCACACAUUUAAUUUCAACACAAAUAUUGCAUACUAUAUCCAACAAAAUUACCACAAUGGGUGCUUGGUUAUUUUGAUCCAAUGACAAUCAUUUGAUUAUUUAUAGGAUAUUAUGUUCUCUCCUUUCAUUAUCCUGUAGUCAAUGGUGCUGUAUUCCCACAAAUGUAAUGUAAUUGUUAAGGUCCAACAUUUUCAUUUUGAGGAGGGAAUUUUAAACAAUGUUUGUUCCCAUUUGAUAUACUUGGUAUGAUUUUUUCAAUGGCAGUAUGAUUGACCAUGUAUCAAUAUCUUAUCUUGCAAUUUAGCCUAUAUUCUGUUCGGUUUCAUAAGAUUUGUAUAACAAAUUAAGAUUUUUACAACAAAUUAAAGUAGACUUUAGGGGCUCUCGAGUGGCCGGGAGACCCAUGAGGCGGCGCACAAUUGGCCCAGCAUUGUCAGGGUUAGGGGAGGAUUUGGGAUUUCCUUGUCCCAACGCA
Oncorhynchus gorbuscha (pink salmon) is the source of this 1200-nucleotide messenger RNA. RefSeq lists its product as uncharacterized. Bases 48 to 449 code for a protein of 133 amino acids. The transcript is spliced from 4 exons. The record is from RefSeq and is a predicted model, not a curated record. NCBI's taxonomy places the organism in Eukaryota, Metazoa, Chordata, Actinopteri, Salmoniformes, Salmonidae.